AAAGUUGCGUCUUUAUACGACGCAAUCUGAUAAAACUCGCAGUUAAAAUAAAAAAAAAAAAAAAAAAAACACGCGUUGAAUAAUUUUACACAUCAAAAUAGAAAGUUAAAAAUAAAAAGUCUAAUAAUCCCAAUUUAGUUCAAAGUGGCAAAUAUUUUAUAUUUGAGAAGGCGUAUGGCUACAAUUCGAACGUGAUAUUAACCUUAAUUUUGUGAUAUCUGCUCAGAAUCUCGAAAACGAGCAGCAUGGCUAAAAUUGUUGAAUCAUUAAAAAGAUUAAGUGUUGAACACGGUGCACGUAAGCAUGAUGACAAUCGAACCAUCAAAAGAAAAAGCGAAUUAAUAUCGUCGAUUGAAGAAGCAGUAUCUCUUGAUCAUAAUUAUAUUCUUGCUAUCUGUGGAACUCAAAGUGAUCCAGAAUUUAGAAUUGGUACAGCCUUAUCCAACCAUACAUGUAUGAUAUAUUCUGUUGGGGAAAGCUUAAACAAAACUGCCACAUUAACUCAUAAUCAAACACCUAUUGUCGGUAUUAGGUUUAGCCCUACUUCUAGAAAUAUUUUAUAUACAGCUACAAACAAUGGAGAAAUUACAGCAUGCGACUUGAGAGCUAAAGGCAAAGUUGUUGCAAGGUUUAAAGAUAUUACAGAAGAUGGCAAAACUAAACCUCUCUGUAGUUUUGAUGUUAGUUGCGAUGAAAAGCUUAUAGCAGGUGGUACUGAACAUAUUGGAGGAGAUACAUUUAUUUUAUUUUGGGAUGCACGAUAUACUAGUUCAAAAUUGGGUGACAAAAAUAAUCUCCUUGGUGGAUACUGGGAAUCUCACGUGGAAGAUGUAACCUCUUUGGCAUUUCAUUCUAGUAAGCAGGACAUCUUAGCAUCUGGUAGUACAGAUGGAUUGAUUAAUGUCUUUGACCUUACACAGCCAUCGGAAGAUUCCGCAUUAACUUAUUCCUUAAACACUGAAUCAUCAGUGGAUAGGAUAGGUUGGUUAAAUGACGACAACCUUUGGUGCACAACACAUAAUUCACUGCAACUUUGGGACCAUGAUGGAGCAACACCAUAUGCUAAAUUUGACCGCAGUAAUUUAGUAGUUUCUCAGAAUGUUGAUCCAGAUGAUUGUUACAUAGUCAAAUUUCAUGCUUCAAAUGCACUUGGACAACCGUUUCUUCUUGCAGGUGUCAGUAAUGUUAAAGGGGUAAACUUGAGAUGUUUAAAUGUUAUAAAUGACCAAUUAGAAACAUGUUACAAUAUGAUAGGGAAUAAGCAAAUAGUACGUGAUAGCUGGCUACAUGAAAAGAGCGGUUCUUUGAUAACGGUAGGUGAAGGUGGACUUAUAAACAUUUGGAGGACUACUGAAACUAUACCCGUUCAACAAAAUUCUAGCCAUAAAUUGGUGGCGAAAAUUGGUACUGGUAAAGUACGUGAUCGCCAGCAUAGAACCAAACCAUAUUAAAGUAAAAGUGAUAGGAUAAAAAUUUGUAAAUGCAAAGAAAGUUUUUGUAAGUAAAUAUAAUAAACAGAAGAGAAAUA
Messenger RNA from Bombus pascuorum, 1528 nucleotides. RefSeq names its product WD repeat-containing protein 89. Bases 246 to 1451 code for a protein of 401 amino acids. NCBI's taxonomy places the organism in Eukaryota, Metazoa, Arthropoda, Insecta, Hymenoptera, Apidae. The record is from RefSeq and is a predicted model, not a curated record. The transcript has 7 exons. Gene Ontology annotation, molecular function: protein binding.